GUACGAUUCAGUUCACCAAACUUAAAACACAUCCACUUACCCACAAACAUUCACUACUAUAUCUUUAUGUUUCACUCCAUUCUUAUAUAAAUAUAUAUAUAUAUAUAUAUAAUUUCUUUUUUGUCCAGUUGCUCUUUUGUCACUUUAGACUUUCAAUGCAUUGGCAUGUGAGAGUUAGAAGUUAGAACUAUUGGAGCUUCACAAAGUUUCAAAUAUGAUAAUUGGACUACUUCAUAUGCUCUCCUUUCCUUUAUAGUAGUUUUCUUAAAACUGAUUACAGUAACCAGAGUUUAACUGUUAGACACAUAGAUAAGCAGCUUGAAACUACAGAUCAUAGAGUCACUGUCGUUAUAUUAUAUGUUAUGCUAGUCCUAAUAUAAAGUUAAUAAUGCAUUAACAUAUAUUUCCAGCACCUCCAAUGAUUAGAGUCUCGGUGACUAGUGCGUUUCUACUGAUUCAUAUUGAAAACUAUGUUAUUUUGUGUAGAAAAAAUAAUAUGUGGUUCCCAGAAAAUGGUUUCUUUUACUUUUCUCCCUUUGCAUCAAAGAUGUAGAGACUUAAAUUUUUUUAUCCAUGUUUUGAUGUAUUUUCAAAGAAGAAAAAUAGAGAGGAAAAUUUCGUUCUGGGCAUUAACCAAAUAUGCAUAUCUUGUAGAAAACAGCACAGUCUACUAAUUUUAUAGCUACAGUGACAAGUUGUGUCAUUUUUACUACUGAAGGGUAGCAUCAACUCAUGAUUUAAAUUUAUAAAUUUAUGAAUAUGCCUCAGUUAAAUUUUACACCAUUAUUUUAUAGUUGAGUUAUCCGUAUGCACUGGUGGCUGAAAGAGUUCAACGAAGAGCCAUUUGACGCAGCAGAAUUUAGAUAAUAAAAAUAAUAUAAAUAAACUCUUUAUUUUUGGUUCUUCUGAUGCAGAAUCUCCAAUACUUGAUGGAUACUUAUAGAUUGAUCUGAUUUGAUUCUGUCUACAUAUGCAUAACUUUCUAGUUAGGAAGACUAAUAUAUAUGUUUCGUUAAUAUGCCUAUUUUAAGAUUUGUUAUGUAUAUUAGCAAACAGGUUAAUCCUUAUGCAAAACAAAAGAAGAAACUGAAGUCUUAAUCCUUAAAGUGGUAGAUAUACUAUUUGUAGUGGUUUAUGUUUGUGGCCAUGCAAGGGCAGAAUGCAGUCCAUUACAAGGAACUGUUCAGUUUCAGAACAAGCGCAAUUAAAAGACAGUUCAAGAUAAGUGCUCCCUCUAUACUUUCCAGUUCGAAUCCGGUUAGAACUCAUGUCACAUUUAGCCUGGUGAGGGAGAAAAUUUCUUUGACACCUUGCUGCACAAUCCGACCGACCAAAAUCAAAGCUGCAGAUGGAAAUCAAGGAGAGCUUCCGGAUGAGGACGAUGAUCUUUGUCCAGUGGAUUGUGUUAGAGAAUUCAAGACUGAUGACGAGUUCUUGAAGAUCCUAGAUAAGGCCAAAGAACAUGGUUCUUUAGUUGUAGUAGAUUUUUAUCGAACAUCUUGUGGAAGCUGCAAAUACAUAGAGCAAGGAUUUGCAAAGUUGUGUAGGGGAGCUGGUGAUGAAGAAGCUUCAGUAAUCUUCUUAAAGCACAAUGUAAUUGAUGAGUAUGAUGAACAAUCUGAGGUUGCUGAACGACUAAGAAUUAAGACGGUGCCCCUCUUCUACUUCUAUAAAAAUGGGGUCCUAUUGGAAGCUUUCCCAACUAGGGACAAAGAGAGGAUUAUUGCCGCAAUUCGUAAAUACACGUCUCCUGCAUCUCCAGCUACAUAAAUAUUUUCAGUUCUGGACUUCGUUACUAUAAAACCAAAUUAUGCAGCAUUGAUAUCAAAUAUACAUAUUUAUAGGGAUUGUAUAAUACUAAACAGACUUCCUUCCCCACAUAUUAAAACGCCCAAACUCGUUUUCCCUACCUACUUAAUAUUUAUGCUAUAUUUGAUUGAUCACAUUGGAUGGUUAUCCCCUUUCUAUUUAUUAUUUUCUUUUUUCUUU
Messenger RNA from Humulus lupulus (European hop), 1989 nucleotides. Its product is annotated as thioredoxin-like 4, chloroplastic. Lineage: Eukaryota; Viridiplantae; Streptophyta; Magnoliopsida; Rosales; Cannabaceae. Bases 1135 to 1770 code for a protein of 211 amino acids. The record is from RefSeq and is a predicted model, not a curated record. Gene Ontology annotation, cellular component: chloroplast. The transcript is spliced from 3 exons.